Messenger RNA from Puccinia graminis f. sp. tritici CRL 75-36-700-3, 3293 nucleotides. RefSeq lists its product as uncharacterized. NCBI's taxonomy places the organism in Eukaryota, Fungi, Basidiomycota, Pucciniomycetes, Pucciniales, Pucciniaceae. The record is from RefSeq and is a predicted model, not a curated record. Bases 1165 to 2658 code for a protein of 497 amino acids. The transcript has 13 exons.
GUUGUCUCUCUCUUUCUCUGUCUCUCUCUCUCCCCGUCUCUCUCUCUCUCUCUCUCUCUCGUCUCUCGCCCUCUUUUUUCUUAUUGGGGGAGGGACUGUGGUUGUGGGUGGGGCGGUAUUUCUAUCUGAGUGUACUACCUACGACAUAUCAUCUCAUGACAUUCGCCUUAAAUAACCUUCUGCCGGCGUCAUGCUUUCAAACGUGGGUGAGCUCAGAUCAGCUUAUGGUGAUAACUUUCCACCAGCUCUUUCAGCGAUUGCAUAGGCUUUCCCCUCUCAGAUUAUAACUCCACGCUACUUACCCUGUGGUUACUUCAGCUACUCCCGACUCUCCUUGAGUCCCUUCCGUUUGUUUUAUUUGCAUUGACAUCCACGUUCUUUUUUUUCUCUCUUUUUUACGUGAGAGGAAUUAUCAUCAUCAUUUCCAGGAUACACAGGCUGGGCCGAUAGUCAAAAUUUUCUAUCCUUAAUUUCAUGCAUGACCAUUUUCUUUCCUUUUUUUUCUCUUUUUAUCAUGAAGGCAUCUUCAUCAUCAGCCUACCAAGCUCCUGAAUUUUUUGUGGUCGGAAGCUGGCGGAAUUAAAGGGCUGGUGUUGAUUAUAGCUUUGUCGCUGCUUAUAGCUCUACCGACCCCCAAUCCGCUCUUUAGCUCGGCUUGAUCCCCCGCUUCACCAGAAAAAUAAUGCCAUUGCCAGCUACACAUACUCAGCUUACCAUCAUUUCCUGCCCUCUUGUACUCCUUCGAGUUCCGCAUAGCUCUCCUCCCUCGAGCUAUUUACAAGAAUCAUAAACCGAUUGCUCAGGAUCCCACGUAUCACCUCCACAUCUUGUCCCUUCUCGUGUUUGGCAGGCUUUGUUGUCACUAGAGGCGAUUUUCAACCCGUUAGACAGGUCAUUCGUUGAAACGAUAAACCCAGCAGCCACAAAAGUCAUAGACACGAUCGACUGAGUCAACAAUUGAAAUUGAAGGCAGAUCAAGAACUCGGUUCUUUCCAUAGUCCAUUUUUUUUUCUUCCAUAUUUCUGGUCAUCUCCAUCAAUCCUAUAUAUACAUUUUCCAGCCAGAGAAGACCCAGCCACCACCAAACUUUCAUUUCUAUCUUUCUCCACUGAAUCAGAUAUACCAUCAUACACAUAUACAUAUAUAUUCACCUCAAACAUAUAUAUGUCAAUCAUGGAUUCACAUCCACAUCCCAGCCUCGCGCGCGGUAACGCCGCUGGCUCGAACCUGUUCGACCACGAAGCCAACACCAAACCAGUGAUCGUUAAUGCUUCGGCGGCAUCAUCAAGCGUCGAGAAUGCUAGUCAAUCGCCUUCGGCUUCGCAUUCGCAUCAGCACCACCAUCACCACCCUAAUCAUCCUCAUCAUCAGUUUGUAGAUUCAUCGCCAGUUUAUCAUCAUCCAUUCAGGACCAUAACCCCCAACUCAGCCGAAAGCAAUAGUAAGAUCUUGGAUCCUCAACCUCAAUCAAAAUCCUCCACUCCCACCAAUCAACAGCAGACUCAGUCGAGGCCAAACUCGGGGUCGACCUCAGAGUGGUCUGUGCCCGGCAUUGCUCUGCCCCCGGGAUCUCACCAGCCACCCGCCCGCCGACCCUUCAGUACCAGCGCGAACCUUGAGGGCUCGGCCCCCAGGGACCCUCCACCGACAUCCAGCGGCGCCGGAACAGGCUAUCCCUCUCCGACGGCUACGUCCACUUCUCGCCGGAGCAGUUCCAAUGCGAAUCCCCAUCCAAGUCCAAAUCAGACCGAGUUGAUCACUUCGGCUCUCACUACCACCGCACCAACUGCCGCCCCUCCGUACUACCAAACUCAUUCAGCCCAAGAUCCCGCCAGUCUGGCCGUGAUCGCUGCUAUCGAUUGCAGCGGCUUGGACGUUCGUCCCAUGUAUGGAAGUGAAGAUUCGCGACAAACCUCGGGCCAAAAUCCAAACCAACCUCGCAACGAAGGCCAUACUCCAAGUCAUACAAGAGUCCCGAGCUCCGAAGAAAUGAGAGGGCCUUACUACACGCCGGCGGGAGGUGCACAUUACAGCCCAACCGGUUCGGGAAUGCUCCCCAGUCAUUAUCCCCACCUCGCCUCACCAAUUACGCCACAAUCGGGUCCGCGUCGGUCGGCUAGUGCUGCGACUUCAAAUGCUCAGUAUACCCCUUACUCUAACCUUUCAGUACAGGUGCCGUUAGGUCCAAACUCAUACGGACAUCCUCAACACGGUCAACACCCCGAUGGACCGGUUUUGCCCGGUUGGACUCCAUCCGUUGACUCUGUCAGGGACUCAGUUAGCCCUUACAGUCGACCUGGUCGACAACCUUCUGGACCUCUCACCGGCCAUCACACUCCUGCAGCAACACCUUUCGCACAUUCUAUAAGGAACAGCCAGUUGAUGAACUCGCCGCAUUACCCCAGUAGCACCAAUGCUGCACACCAUCAUCAACCUGGUACCAUGCAAUACAAUGCACAAGGAAGACCCUUGGCGUACAUGUGCAAUACUUGCCUACGAGCUUUUGAUCGUCCAAGUGCUCUCCAGAUUCACGAAAGAAGUCACACGGGCGAAAGACCAUUUCCUUGUCCUUGGAACGGUUGCGUGAAACGUUUCACUACUCACGGCAAUAUGGUCAAACACAGCCGCGUUUGUCCAUUCAGAGAGCCCGAAGAUUAAAUGAUUUCGACAAGACGAAAACUUUCAAGACUGAAAUACAGAUACCAUAUAAUAUUUAUGCAGAUUACUUCGUUUUGACCUUUGUACACACGGACAACUAAAACUAUGAACAAAAAUAAACCGUACUUCCUUGAACUUCUAGAACUGCUUACGUAAUCCCAUGCUCUCCGAUGCUUACUUCCAUUCCUUUUCCCAGUGUUCCUUUCAAAUCUUUCCAUUUGUUCAAAUAUCAGAACAUAAAGAAUGAAGAACAAAGACCAGCUAACAGAAAGAAUAAAAGCUAGUAGACAUUCAGAGAGUACACUUGCAAGAAGAUUAAAAUUAACAAGUUAAUAACAUUUGGCAACCUUCACCGCAUAUUUUUUCAAGCUGAGGGGAAGUGUACAAUAUGCGUUCAAAUCACAAUUUUUUUUCAAUUCUAUAUCGUUUAUACUUGUGAUAGUCUAUACAUGUAUAUCCUGCUGAUACAAACUAGAGAUUUAAGACUUAGCCCUGAUAAUUAAUCCCCAAAAUUUUCUUUCUCAUCAAGCUCAUUUCUAUCAAAAGUCAAUUAAUGUGUUUCUUCAAUUUAUUCUAACUCAAAUCUGCUGCUUCAAAUUCACUCCAUUGCAAAGACAAGAAAGAUUAUGGCCCGG